Molecule: messenger RNA, 3036 nt
Organism: Ustilago hordei
Lineage: Eukaryota; Fungi; Basidiomycota; Ustilaginomycetes; Ustilaginales; Ustilaginaceae
Exons: 4
Coding region: 1-3036 (1011 amino acids)
Biological process (GO): DNA integration
Molecular function (GO): nucleic acid binding
Source: RefSeq, a predicted model, not a curated record
AUGAGGAGACCAACCCUUCAUGGUAACGAGUUUGUCUCAGCAGAGCGCAUACUACGAGCAGCUCUGGAAGAUGGACCCAUAGGGUUCAUGCUGUUGGAGGAGCCACCAUCAUCACUCCCAGCCUUUGGUUUUGUACCUACAGGCGCAGACAAAGGAGUCGAGAUGGAGGUGGAGGUGGAAGCAGACAAGCUGCCCCAUCAUACCGAGCAUGAUCUCCACCUCGAGUUGAUAGAAGGAGGGAAGCCACCUCAAGGGCCCCUAUACCUUAAGGGACCCAAGGAGAUGUCUGAGUUAAGGAGGUACUUGGAUGAGAACCUCGAGAAGGGAGGUCUCAACGAGAUCACUGUCAAGAACAGGGCACCAUUGCCCCUCAUCGAGGAGCAGCUGUUCUUACUCAGGAAGGCAAGGAUCUAUACCAAGCUAGACCUUAGAGCAGCAUACAACCUCAUCCGGAUUGCUAAAGGAGAUGAAUGGAAGACAGCUUUUGGCACUCAGUUGGGACUCUAUGAGUACCUAGUGAUGCCCUUUGGCCUAGCCAAUGCUCCGGCUCACUUCCAGUCAUUCAUCAAUGACAUCUUCCGAGACAUCAUUGGAGUAUAUGUAGUGGUAUACUUAGAUGACUUCCUGAUCUUCAGUGACACUGAGGAGGUACAUGUGAAGCAUGUCACUGAGGUCCUCACUCGCUUAAGGAGCAACAGGCUCUUUGCUAAGCUGUCGAAGUGUGAGUUCCACACCAAGACAGUCGAGUUCCUGGGGUACAUCAUCAAGCCAACGGGCAUAGAGAUGGACCCAGAAAAGGUGCGCACUGUCAAGGAGUGGCCAAUGCCGGAGUCAAUCCAUGACAUCCAGAGGUUCCUGGGUUUUGCCAACUUCUAUCGAAGGUUCAUAGCCCACUUUGCUCACAUAGCCAAGCCCUUGACAGCACUGGUAAAGCCUAUAGAACGGUUCAAGAAGUUCGAGCUACCAGAGGAGGCCCAACAGGCCUUCCACAAGCUCAUCCAGGCCUUCACAUCAGCAGGAGUGCUUCAGCACUUCGACUACCACCUUCCAACAAGGUUGGAGACUGAUGCAAGUGAUUUUGCUAUAGCAGGAGUACUCAAGCAGGAGCAUGAAGGACGAUGGCAUCCAGUGGCUUUCUACUCUAGGAAGAUGUCUUCUGCCGAGAAGAACUAUGAGAUCCAUGACAAGGAGCUCCUAGCUGUGGUCGCCUGCCUCACUCAGUGGCGACACAUGCUAGCUGGACUACCGAGCCAACUGGUCAUCCUCACUGACCAUGAAGCCCUCAAGUACUUCAAGUCACAGAGAUGCAUCACAGGUCGACAGGCUCGAUGGGCAAUACUACUAGCAGACUUCGACUUCAUAUUGCAGUAUCGACCAGGAGACAAAGGUGGUGAACCCGAUGCUCUCACCAGAAGGACAGACAUGCAACCAGCUGGUGAAGAGCAGGAUCACAAUGUGAGGCAACUACUGCCCCCUCGAGUGUUCAAGGAGACAGCAGACCAUGACUCGACCCUAGUGGCCCCUAUGCUCUCGAUGGAGUCCAUAGCAUCAAAAGGUCUCAGAGACCUGGUCAAGAUCUUCCAGCCCUUAGACCAAGAGCUACAGGAGAUACAUAGGAAGAAGCCCUUCGAACUCAAGGACGACCUAUGGUACAGUGGAGGAAGUGCCAAAGAGGUAGAUGGACAGUCUCUCUCUGUAGAGCAUCUGCGAUUCAUGGUGAUGACCCAAUGCCAUGAUGGUAUUACUGCUGGACACAUAGGAAGAGAUGCUACCAUCAAGGCAGCUCAACGACAUUACUGGUGGCCAAACAUGACAGCUUGGAUUGCAGACUAUGUAGCAAGUUGUCCUGUAUGUGCUAGGUACAAAGCUCCUCGUCACCGUCCAUAUGGUUUGCUACAGCCACUAGCAACACCAGACAGGCCCUGGGGCUCCAUAUCCCUCGACUUCAUUGAAGGACUACCACCAUCGAAGAAGUAUGACUCCAAGACCUAUGACUCUAUCCUAGUCAUCAUUGACAGGUUAACCAAGUUUGCCAUACUAGCUCCAACCCAUAAGACAGUCACGGCCAAACAGACUGCAGUAUUGCUAUAUGGACACAUGGUUAGACUCUUUGGAUAUCCAGAUCACAUGGUCUCGGACCGAGGCAGGCAGUUCAUAUCAGGAGCAUGGAAAGCAUUUGCAGAGCAAAUGGGUGUGAAGCACUCACUUAGUACAGCUUACCAUCCUCAAACUGAUGGUCAGACAGAGAGAGUCAAUCAGGUCAUAGAGCAAUACCUCAGGAUGUACUGCAACUAUGAACAGGAUGACUGGGCCAACCUGCUGGACACUGCAGCUUUUGUAUACAACAACACGGUCCACAACAGCAUUGGUGUCUCACCAUUCUUUGCAUGCUAUGGAUGGAACCCCAAAGCUCAUCCUGACAUCCCUCAACGACUAGGAGUCAAUGAUCCAGGUUGCUUCGAGUACCUCAUGGAUGGAAAGGAGCGUUGCAAGUACCUCCAGGAGCAGAUCAGAGAGGCACAACGGAGAUCAGUAGACCAGUAUAACAGGAAGCACAAGGACAUUGAGUUUAAGGUGGGUGAUAUGGUCUAUAUCAACCGUCGAAACUGGAAGACACGGAGACCCACACCCAAGUUAGAUACCCGGUUUGCAGGACCCUACCCAGUUCAGGAACAGGUAGGACGCCAAGCUUAUCGAAUCACAUUGCCAGCAAACCUUAGGGUGCAUGAUGUGUUCCAUGUCUCCAUGCUCGAGCCAGCAAGAACAAGUUCUCUUCCUCAACGUGCUGAACAGCCCACCAUACCAUCACUUCCAGAUGAGGACCUCGACUUUGAAGUCAAAGCACUCAUUGACAAGCAUUCACACAAUGGGACUACAGAGUACAAGGUGUUGUGGAGAGGGUACUCAGAAGAAGCUGCUUCAUGGGAACCAGUAGAGAACCUCAACUGUCCCGACCUCAUCCAGGAGUAUGAGGUGUCGGAGGGGGGACGAGUGAGUAGACAAAGUAGAGAAAGGAGGAGAGAACAGGAGGAGUAG